AUGAAUGUUGCUCUCGGCUCCAUAACGCUUCUGAUAGCGGGAAUCCGCUUCAUAUCCAAGUAUCUCUUCAGCAUUAGGCAAGGUUUUGGACCCGAUGAUUGGACCUUGCUAGCAGCAGGAUUUAUCGGCAUUCCUUGCAUCGCGUUCAACAUCUUGGGAUUGAGUAGCCACGGGCUGGGGAAGGAUAUCUGGACAUUGGCUCCAGGUGACGUUGCCUCCUUCGCUCGGUGGCUCCUAGCCAUGGAAAUUUUCUACGUGGUCAUUAUGACCAUUGUGAAGAUCAGUCUAUCGCUCUUCUAUCUUGACCUGUUUCCAGGGGCUGCCUUCCGUAAAGUAGUUUGGGGUACGAUCAUAUUCAAUAUCGCAUCUGGUCUCAGCUUCGUUAUUGGAAGCCUCGUGCAAUGCGUACCAUUGAGCUUUACCUGGGAGCAGUUUAGCAACUCUUCGCACGGGCACUGCAUCAACAUGAAUUCAUUUGGAUGGGCAAACGCAGCCGUCAAUGUUGCAACGGAUCUUUGGCUUACAGUCAUUCCUCUAGUCCAGCUAUACAAGCUCGACACUCAUUGGAGACGGAAGCUAAGUGCUGCUAUUAUGUUUAUGACGGGAGUGAUGUGCGACCAAUCUUCCCCCCCUCUAUCUCAUCUUGGUUAUGAUAAGCCAUAUACUAACUUUGCAUCAUCAGAGCGACAAUCGUUUCCAUCCUCCGAUUCCAGUCGUUGUCCCACUUUGCCAACUCGGCGAACCCAACCUGGGACCACUGGAGCAUCGCCUGGUGGUCGACUCUCGAAGUCAACAUAA
This is a messenger RNA of Trichoderma aggressivum f. europaeum, 798 nucleotides long. RefSeq lists its product as uncharacterized. NCBI's taxonomy places the organism in Eukaryota, Fungi, Ascomycota, Sordariomycetes, Hypocreales, Hypocreaceae. The transcript has a single exon. Bases 1 to 798 code for a protein of 265 amino acids. The record is from RefSeq and is a predicted model, not a curated record.